GUCACGCAUAAAAAGUGAAGCGGCGGAAGGGAAUCCGGAAUUGAUGGUUUGAACAAAUACACAAGUGUGUAAAAUGGUUUUGGACCCCUCUCUGGUCGCUGCCAAGAACGGAGACCUGCAAACGUUGCGGGCGUUGCAAAGUCAGGGUGCCGUCCUGCAGAAAGUGACCGACCACCUCGGGGCUUCUCCGGUGCACCACGCCGCCCGCUCCGGGAGACUCGAUGUCUUGAAGUACCUGGUAGAAGAAGCGAAACUCCCCGGGAACAAGCGAGCGAGGAACGGGGCAACUCCGGCGCACGACGCGGCGGCCACCGGCAACCUGGCGUGUUUGCAGUGGCUGCUGUCUGCGGGAGGAUGUCAUGUCCAGGACAAAGACAGCUCUGGGGCUACAGUUCUGCACCUCUCAUCGUGGUUUGGGCAUCACAGUAUCACAGAGUGGUUAUUGAAAGGUGGGGGCAGUGACCCAAAAGCAGCUACAGAUACCGGAGCCCUUCCCGUGCACUACGCUGCAGCCAAAGGUGACCUUCCAUCGCUCCGACUGCUGCUUGGACAAUGUCCCAAUGUUGUAAAUACACAAAUGAAAAAUGGUGCCACUCCCCUCUAUCUGGCCAGCCAGGAGGGCCACCUGGAGGCCGUCCAGCAUCUCGUGAAAGAAUGUGGAGCAGACCCACACAUACGAGCCAAUGAUGGGAUGACUGCUCUCCACUCAGCAGCCCAGAUGGGACACAAUACUGUAAUCGUCUGGCUGGUGAGUUUUUCAGACAUUAGCCUGUUGGACCAGGAUGGUGAAGGGGCCACAGCGAUGCACUUUGCUGCCAGUAAAGGACAUGCCAAGGUUCUCAGCUGGCUAUUGUUACACGGAGGUGAGAUUGCCACAGACAACUGGGGUGGGUCCCCACUACACGAUGCUGCAGAGAACGGAGAACUGGAGUGUUGCCAGGUCUUGGUGGUCAAUGGUGUUGAUCUGGGUAUUCGCGAUAAUGAUGGCAACACAGCAGCAGACCUGGCUGAGUACAAUGGACACAGUCAAUGCGCCAAGUACCUCAAGACAGUGGAGAACAUGAGUGUGGAGCACCGGGUCCUGUCUCGAGACCCGUCCAUGGACCUCGAAUACAAACAACCUGACUCGGGAAUGUCGUCCCCCAACACCACCAUCUCGUCUCAGCAGCAGACGGGGACCGACCUGGGCUCGCCGUCCAGCACACUGUCCAACUACGACUCGUACAACUCCAGCCAAUCCAGUACCAGGGAGAAGAGGAGCAGUCCGACUGGGCAGGGCCAGAGCAAGGGACAAGGACCAUCAACGAUUACGGACAUGGACACUUACAUGGACAUGUUGAAUCCAGAGGCGAGCCCUCAGGAAACCCAGGCGUCCGGAGACAAAGUUCCUCCGCCACCUCCUGCCUUCCCAGCGCCGUCUCCGCCAGCGACCUCCAACCCACCGCCGCCUCCGCCCUGCUACCCGGCACCGCAUCCCCCAGCGGCAGAGCCCUCUGCGGAAAUGUAUGUGCACAUGAGGAGUAACCUUCGGCACGUCGGGAACGAAACACCAAAGAAACUUGAGUUAAAUCCCAAUGAAAUAAAUCCAGACAGAUUGAGGAGGGUUGAAUCAAACCGAAAGUCAAGAAGUUUCAACAAAGAACCCAGCACGGCUGAUUAUUACAAGUCCCUUGGAAACAACACACAGCAAAGCUCUCAGAUGGCGCCUAAUGAGGAGGGCUCUCUCGUACCAGAGGCGGGUCUUAGGAAUGGAAGCGUUCCAGAAAACCAACCCAUCAGUGAAAUACCCGCUCCCCCACCCCCUCCCCCUCUCCCAGAAACUGUGUCAAACCCCCUUCCUCCACCACCACCUCCAUUGCCAACAGAGAACACAGUGUCCAGCAGCAACCAGCGAAGACCUUCAUCAUCUGCAGGAAGUACAAAGUCCUUCAAUAUGAUGUCCCCAACUGGAGAUAAUGCUGAGUUACUGGCUGAGAUCAAAGCUGGGAAAAAUCUGAAGCCAACUUCUCAGAGCAAGGGGAGUACUGUGGUCUUCUCAAGCUCUGGGAAUAUUCCUGAAAACACAAAUGUGAAGCACAAGGGAGCUAGUCCGACUGAAACAUGUGUGAAUGGAGCUGCAUCAGUGCAGGCAACUGUGGCCGACGCUGAGUCACUUGUACCGACUCACGACGAGCAGGGAGUGCCGAUACCAGAAUGGAAGAGGCAGGUGAUGGUGAGGAAACUCCAGGUUAAGAUGCAGGAGGAGGAAGAACAGAAACGAAAAGAGGAGCAGGAAGCAGCUCGUUUAGCCAGCCUGCCCGCAUGGAGGAGAGAUAUAGUGAAAAAGAAACUGGAGGAGGAAAGGGAGCAGAAAAGGAAAGAGGAGGAGGAGCUGAAGAGGAUUGAGGAGGAGAAAAUUAAGGAGCAGUCUGAGAAACUGCGCACUCUUGGUUACGACGAGUCAAAACUGGCACCUUGGCAGCGGCAGCUCAUCCUGAAGAAAGGGGAUUUAGCAAAACAUGAAUGAGACUCUUUGAACCUUCUUUCAUUUCUGCUGUAGUGUAGACCACGCUGUUCAGUAAGAGAUGGAUCCCAAGGGUCAGCUCACUGCUAAACAUGCUGGGCCUCCACAGCACAGCCUACUAGUAGUCAAUAGCUCUUUCUUUGGGUGGUAUCUCCCAUGUAAUUCACAAGCCAACAUUGAGGGAGAUAUUUCAUGCUUCUGUCUGCACCUGAACCUCCCUCACUCUAACCUUCUUAUCCCCAACUUGCUCCAAAGUAUUCACUAGACAAUUGCUUGAUUUCUAUGGAAAAAGCUCUCUACUAUCAUGGUAAUUGUGGUCUGUAGAUUUGCUACCCAGAAUAAAACCCAGUUAUGAUGUCACGUGUUCCAGCUAUAAAAUCAAUCCAUUUUCCAUCUGUAAAAUAACAAUGCAGUUUUAAAGUUAUCUGGAGUGUUAAAUAAACUCACACAGCUGGCAGUUUUGGGCACUGGCAACAUGUUGAGUAAUUGAGUUUGAGCUCAUUGAAGAGCAGAAGUGUGAAGGUUUACCAAGGCAGGAGUUGACUCACCUGGUGUCUGCAUUGCCCAGGGCAGAACUGAGGCAAAGAGACCAGGAAGGUCCAUGCCCUGUAUCCCCAGACAAAGCCCCCACCAUCUCUGUCAGGUGGGCUGAUCUCAGCUAGGUCUGCACUAGAUCGCCUAACAAUUCAGAGUGAGCUGAGGAAAAAUUAACUAACAGGGUUUCCAACUCAGGUGGCAGGAUCAGACGAGGAUUGGUUAUGCUGCCUUUCCACAGUCUGGUAUCCAUCCACUGAGCCUUACAACCUAGGGCUGCACUGAAGGAUACAUAUGUAAACCUAGAUACCAGGUAAUCGGCCAAUCAAGCUAUCAGCAGCCUGCAACUCCAUGUCUUGAAAUUGGUGAAGGAACUACCAGUAGUCCUCCAGCGAGAUGUGACCUCCCACUGCCCACCCCAGUUACAGCAGUCACACUGCCCAAACCAACUUACAUUGAGAGCAGGUAAAAGCCUCACUGAGCAGUACUAGACACCAACAGGAUUGUUACACAAACACAAUUGUACGAAUUCCUGUCCAGACUCUGGCAGAUUCUGUCUCUAUCAAUUUUGUAUAUAAUCAAGUAGAGGCCACCUUAUUUCUGUUGUGCACCUGUUCUUCAGAUUUUAGUGUGUGUACAAGGAAGCUACCUCUGCAAAUCCUGUGUAAAGAAAUGCACACAAUGUUACAUACCACAGUUCAUGAAUAUUAUAAACUUUCUUGGAUGCCAUAUGACUUAAGGGAGACAAUUGAUGCAGAUGUCACUGCCAUUAGCCUGUUUUUCACAGAUUUAACAUCCUGUUUACAAUCCUGUACAAUUAGUUUUUCAGCAGCUCUCUCUCUACUUCCUGGAACAUCCUGACCAAUA
Molecule: messenger RNA, 3904 nt
Organism: Pristis pectinata (smalltooth sawfish)
Lineage: Eukaryota; Metazoa; Chordata; Chondrichthyes; Rhinopristiformes; Pristidae
Gene: espn
Product: espin
Exons: 14
Coding region: 74-2506 (810 amino acids)
Biological process (GO): actin filament bundle assembly
Cellular component (GO): cytoplasm
Molecular function (GO): actin filament binding
Source: RefSeq, a predicted model, not a curated record